Molecule: messenger RNA, 487 nt
Organism: Hyalella azteca
Lineage: Eukaryota; Metazoa; Arthropoda; Malacostraca; Amphipoda; Hyalellidae
Gene: RpL35
Product: 60S ribosomal protein L35
Exons: 4
Coding region: 85-468 (127 amino acids)
Biological process (GO): maturation of LSU-rRNA from tricistronic rRNA transcript (SSU-rRNA, 5.8S rRNA, LSU-rRNA); translation
Cellular component (GO): cytosolic large ribosomal subunit; ribosome
Molecular function (GO): mRNA binding; structural constituent of ribosome
Source: RefSeq, a predicted model, not a curated record
ACAUUUUCUUAGUUUUCUAAUUGGUUUUCUUUGAAUGUUAGUGCUGUGUAUGGUGGCGAAUCUCGUCUUCAUAUUAUAAAUAAAAUGUCUCGUCAAACUGGCCGCGUUUACUGCAAGUCCCUGCGUGGCAAAUCCAAAGAUGAGCUCACCAAGCAACUGGACACACUCAAGCAGGAGCUGGCUGGCCUCAGAGUGGCACAGGUCACAGGAGGCAUGCCAUCUAAGCUCUCCAAAAUCCGUGUUGUCCGUCGAUCCAUCGCUGCAGUCAACAUCGUCAUCAGGCAGACCAUCAAGGCAAACUUGAAGAAGUUUUACGAGAACAAGAAGUACAAGCCUCUAGACAUGCGUCUGAAGAAGACUCAUCAGAUCCGCAAGGCCCUGACGCGACACGAGCGUAAGAUCAAGAGCGCCAAGCAGCUCAGGAAAAUGAGGCUCCACCCCAAGAGACGCUACGCCAUUAAGGCUUAAAUAAACGGCGUCACCGUGA